AAAAUGGAAAAAAGUGAGAGAUCAGAAGCAAUAAAUAAAUAAUGAUAUAUAAAUGGCCAUUCUAACUAAAAAUUGAUCAAUCCUAACUACUUUGUCAUCUGCUACCUUUAAUUGAUAUGGUACUAUAAUUGUUUACAACAACCUCAAAAGUUACUAUAUAGAUAGAAUUAGUAUAUAUAACAAAGUUUCAUAAACUAAAUGAUUUGUUUGCUUUAGUUGGAGCCAUGUUUCGAAGUGAAGAUUUGUUGUUCCAAAUUUUCUCCAAUCCUAAUAUCCCUUCCCAUCAAAACAAGCCCUCCCAAGAUCUGUUUUCCGAUCAUAACAAUAAUUAUAUUUAUACUUAUCCCCCGCUAGAUGCCACCUCCGACCACCUCCACGGCCACCACUACACCGCAACCGCUACCGCAAACGCCACUUCAUCAAGGAAGCGGUUACAGAGAGAUGAAGUAUUACCAACCACAGCCACCGCAACAACCGCGACAGCCACCGCCACCGCCACAACAGCGAAUGACAACAACAAGCUGAAGAGAAUUAUGCAUCGGGAAAUCGAACGGCAGCGCCGCCAAGAAAUGGCCACCCUCUACGCCUCUCUCCGCUCUCUCCUCCCUGUCGAAUAUGUAAAGGGUAAGCGCUCGACGUCGGAUCAUAUGCACGAGGCAUUGAACUACAUAAAACAUAUGCAGAAAAGCAUUCAAGAAUUGGGUCGGAAGAGAGACAGGUUAAAGACGACGACAUCGGGUUCCCAAGAUUCGGAGAAAAACGGAAGGUUGGAUAAAAAGAUCGUAACCGCGGGUUCCCGGGAUUUCGUAUCGGUUAGCCGUUGCCGGAGCGGCAUUGAGGUUCUGAUCGGUUUUGACGGUGGCGGGAGGGGGCGGUUUCCAUUGUCAAGAGUGCUACGGACGCUGGAAAACGGCGGUUUUGAUGUUGUGAGCUGCGAUUCCACGACGGUGGAUAAUAGGUUGCUUCACCGGCUUCAGGCUGAGGACUUUUGGGAGAUCGUUGUACGCUAUCUUCAAAUUGCCAAACCGUUUCUCCAAUGCCAAUGUACGAGCAUACCACACUUUCUUAUGCAUUAUUAGCUUGGUACUGUAUUCCGACUUUAAUUAUGUGAAUCAUAGAACUAAUUUAAGAAGCAAUGAACUUACUUGUUAAGAGUUUGUCUCUCUUACCACUUGUAUAAUUUGGAAUGAACUUAUGAUGGGAUUGAUAGUGCUUGACUUCCCAAGAGCUUGUACUAUUCACUUGUGAUGCUUGACUUCAAACGUACAUAUCUCAUGAUAGAUUUGGUUCACCUUCCCGUAUUAAGCAUGUUUAGCCUCUCACUCCAGAAUGUUUAUAAUUCUUUCAAGUUUUGAAACAUGCAACUUCCUUGAGUUCUACACGCGAAUCAUUUAUUGAAUCCACUUCAAUGUGCUUUUGCAGGCAGUACUUGUGUUCCACAAACAACCCCUCUUCAUCGUGACUCUUCUUGGACAACUUCACACAAUGAUGAGGAGUUGUUCGUGGAACCCGUAUAUCGUCUGCAAUAACACAUUGAAGUAGGUUCAAUAAGAUAUUUGUAUAACUAGAUUUGGCACGGGAAGUAGGUUCUAGGAAACCAACCCUUUUUAGAACUAGAAAGAAUUUAAACAUUCCAGAGUGAGGCUAAACGUUUUAAAUGUUGGCAGACUAUAUGAAUCCAUCAUUACAUGGCAUGUUCAAGCACCAGAAGUGAAGAGUACAAACUUGUUGAAUGUCAAGUAAUACAAACUCCACCAUAAUUGCAUUCCAAAACAUACAAGAGUUUAGAGAAAUAAACUCAUAACAAUUAAACUCAUCAUUUCUCAAAUCAGUUGCACGAUUCACAUAAAAUCAAAGUACAAUAUCAAGCUAAUAAUGCAUGACAUAUGCCACAAGCUCAACAUUCACGUCAGAUAUAAGAAAAUGUGGUGUAUAUUGACAAUGGAGAAACAGUUCGGAAAUUGGGAGCGACAUACAAUGAUUUUCCAAAACUUCUGCAAGCAAUGAUGCGACCUAUACUAUCCCAUGGACCAUCAUUGACCUCAAAAGUCAUAACACCAACACACAAGGUCCACAUUAGGAUGUUUGCAUCAUCUCCGGUUGACAUGUGGUUAUAUAUUAUGCAUCCGAGUUGUGCCAGAAUUGGGAAUACCUCGAAUUUAGAGGUUUCUGAUGAGGAAGACAUUAAUCUGCAAGCCUUGCAACAAAAACUAACGGAUGUUAUCAAUCUUUAACGAACUCAAAGUUGUGUAAUUCUUAUCUAUGUUGCUUGUUAAUUUACGAGUUUGCAACAAGAGUACAACUUGUCUUAUUAGCAGGGGGUUCUGGAGAUUUUUUUUUGCAACGUACACAAUAAAUGUGACAACGUUUGCCUAGUUUGUCAUUACACAAGUACAUCUUACUCUUUAGAUUUAUUGAUAACGAGUUUUCUUACUUUAAGAUUAAUAAAUAAAUCAAUCUGAUUUUGUUGAGGCA
Molecule: messenger RNA, 2475 nt
Organism: Cuscuta epithymum
Lineage: Eukaryota; Viridiplantae; Streptophyta; Magnoliopsida; Solanales; Convolvulaceae
Source: the annotation of a GenBank genome assembly